Messenger RNA from Gilbertella persicaria, 609 nucleotides. RefSeq lists its product as uncharacterized. NCBI's taxonomy places the organism in Eukaryota, Fungi, Mucoromycota, Mucoromycetes, Mucorales, Choanephoraceae. The transcript has a single exon. The record is from RefSeq and is a predicted model, not a curated record. The coding region runs from base 33 to 605 and encodes 190 amino acids.
GUUGUUUGAAGGUUCUUUCUUCUGUCCGUACUAUGCCAUAUCAAGAUACCUCAAUACGUUUUCCACCGGUUACUGUCUCAUCAAAAUUGAGUAGUAAAAUGCUAAGAAAGACACCUACUUCUACAGAUUGGAUACAACAAUCGUAUAUAGAAAUGAUUCAGGAUAUAUCAUAUGUGCCCUGCCAUUAUUUUAUUUCCUCAGAGAAACAAGUCGCUAUAGAUGAAACUCGGGCUACACUAGAUGUAUGUGGGGCACAAUUACCUGUACCUGAUGACAAGUAUGACUCUUGCCUUGAAAAGUCAUCUAUUAUGAGUGAUGAAGAUGACAGCGACUAUAAUACAAUCACAACAACGUCAACAGAUUAUAACAGGAGAAACAAUAUGUAUCGUUAUUAUAAAGAACAAGAAUUAAUACGUUCAAUUGACGAAGAAGUGCAUUCAUCUUCUCUUCGUCAUAUUGUACCAGUGAACAUUUUAGAUAUAAAAGAACAACAAACAAAACCAAAAAAGAAUCGACUUCAAGUAGUAAAGAAAUUAAUCAAAAAAAUGCGCAUAACAGCUGAAAAGCCAUUUAUGACUAUUGACAAUCACUUUAUAAAUAAAUAAAAAA